UGUGCGAGCAGAAACGCGUUUCUCGUGAACAGUGCUGAAGGAAUUACUUUUGUUAUUUAUCGCACAGAGGAUCUAACACAGAACGUAAACAAUCUAGGAGAUGGCUGAAGCAAUUCAAAAGAAACUGCAGUCAGAGCUGGAAAAAUACCAACAGAUGCAAAAAGAUGUCAGUAAGAGUAUGUCUGCCAGGCAAAAACUUGAAGCACAGUUGACAGAAAAUAAUAUUGUUAAGGAGGAGCUGGACAUGUUGAAUUCUCAGAACACAGUCUACAAACUGAUCGGUCCAGUCCUGGUGAAACAGGAUCUAGAUGAAGCCAAGGCAACUGUGGCUAAGAGGCUAGAAUAUAUCAAUGGUGAAAUACAACGCUAUGAAACAUUGUUAAAGGACAUGGAGAGGAAGUCAGAGCAGCAUCGUGAGGUCCUUGCUAGUCUGCAGCAGGAGUACCAGCGAGCUCAAGGUCGCGCUGUCGGGAAAGUGUGAUGGAUUACUGUACCAUGGAUCAACACAUAACUUGGGACUUAAAAGAGUGCUGGCCUUACUCCUUACGCCUACCAACCCACAGAGACUGAGUUACCGAUGCUUAAUUAUUAUCCUUCAAAAAACACAUUGGAGAUUUGUUUGGUUUUUUUUGUUAGUGCCAUUAUUAUCAAUAAAAUGCUUUCUUUGUUUGUGA
Molecule: messenger RNA, 674 nt
Organism: Chanos chanos (milkfish)
Lineage: Eukaryota; Metazoa; Chordata; Actinopteri; Gonorynchiformes; Chanidae
Gene: pfdn6
Product: prefoldin subunit 6
Exons: 4
Coding region: 101-481 (126 amino acids)
Biological process (GO): protein folding; chaperone-mediated protein complex assembly
Cellular component (GO): prefoldin complex; cytoplasm
Molecular function (GO): protein-folding chaperone binding
Source: RefSeq, a predicted model, not a curated record